AAAAAAAAAAUGACAAAUUUCUGAUUUACUUACAAUUAGGCCAAACCUUAGCAAUGCCAUUGUAGUUUACACACACACGCACAAAAUAAAAAAAAUAAAAAAAAAUAAAUUGUUGUGCGAGUGAGAACAAUGUGACAAUUUUGACCUUUUGCCCCUUUCUCUCUCUAGUGAUAUGUUUCUCUCUUGGGCCGGAGGUGUUUUGGAAUAGAAAGCUUUGGCUUCUACUUUAUGCUCAAUUCAAGAUUGGUUGGCUGGCACACAGAGAGGAGGGACCCCAAAAGAGGACAAGUGAGAAUUCCAAAGCUUAAUUUAAAUUGGACUACUUUUCAACCCCACUUGUUCUUCUUCCCCAUCAUCAUUACCUUUGGAAUAGGAAACAGUUUGUUUGAUUUUUUUUGUUGAUUCAAUUCCAUUGGCGACGACUUGUGAGCUCAUCGAAUCCUUGGUUUUCAUUCAUUUCUUCUGCAAGCUUGCUUCAUCCUCUGAACGUGAGCUCUCUCUAUAUAUCAUGAUUGUUUUAUAUAGAUUCAAUAAUUGAAGACUUCGAAUCAAACCAAUUCUGUCUCUGCCACUCUCUCUACCAUGCAUAAUUAAAUUGAAGAAUCUGAAUCAAAUCCGUUUAGAAACACCCAUUUCAUUCCCAGCUCUCUCUAUCGCUUGUUUUAUAGAUGCAAGAAUUGAAGAAUUUGCAAGUAACCGAUUUUGUUUCCAGGUCAGAACUUAUUCAAUUUGGUCUCAGUUCUUUGUAAAAGAGUAGGUUUCCAGGGAUUUGAAGGGUGACCCUUUUCAGUAUAUUUUGAUGAUUUUGUUCUCGUCAGUUAUUGGGGUCAUACCUGCUUGGAGGUUGUGAAUUGUUCAGUUUAUGUAUUAUAAACACACAGAUUUGUUGCUCUAGUUUUGAUUUCCUGCAAAAUCAUAAAUUGUCAAUUUAAUUAUUAUGUUGUCUGGUCCCUGUGACUCUAACUUGCUUCUGGCUCUGCCUGACGAUGUCUUUGCCAUAGUCACACGAUCCCUCUCUCCAAGGGAUCUGUGUAAUCUCGGUCUGUGCUGCCGGUGUCUAUAUGCUCUGGCAGCCUGUGACAAGGUCUGGCUUAGCCAAUGUGACAUGAUAGGGGUCAUUCCCCAUCCAGACCUUGUUGGAUGGCGAAAGGGUGUUUUCUCUUACAAGGCUCUAUGCCGGUUCCUCAUCGGUGUUCAGCCAUUGAUUGGAAUUUGGGUUCAUCAAAACCCUGAGCUCGGCAAUGUAGUUUAUGUCAUGCCUGGUUUUAUUUCAAUUGUUGGGUGCCGGAUCAUCCCACAAGAGCUUGGUCCCUUAGGUAUUGAAGAUGGUCCUAUUCUGUGGGCACCAGUGUUUGAGAUUCUUUGUGAUGUUGAUGGUUCUGCUGCAUUUUUUCUACAUGGGAGGGAGAGAGAAACUGACUAUUUCUAUCCUGGUUCAAUCAAGCCUGUUGAUUUGACUUGCAAUGUGCUGUUGCUUGAGGUUGAGCCAAUCCAACAAAGAAAUGGGGAUAAACUGGUUCAUAGUAAAAGCUUGGCCCACGUCGUUGAUAAGGAGCUAUCAAAAAUUUGUCGAUCUGAUAGUGGGAUGUCAAAGUCACAAAGGGUAUCUGGACAGAAUGUGUCAAAAGUGCCCUUCAGUCGAUUGGCAUUUGGUGAUAGAAGAAAGCUACUUGAGAUUGUUACCAACCAAGUCCGUCUAAAGGUGCCUGAUUCGGCAAAUGGGCUACCAUUUCCUUGUUUGAGGGGUGAAGAGGAGAACCUUAAGAAGGAUAUGACAUUAUUGAAUCAACGAAGAUCAUUACUUUUAGAGAUGCACAAGCUUCAUGGGGAUCACAUUGAUUGGAAGGCUAGUCCUGAGCUGCCUCCAGAUCCUACUCGGUUGGAAUUGAGUGAGAUCAGAAACUGUUUUGAUCGUUCAAGUGCUUCUUGCAGUUCUGUCAAUGGGGAUGUUGGUCGCCCACAGUGCACUAAGAGGAAAACACUUGUUGGGUAUUUUAGGGACAGCCUGAAACAGAUGAUUGGAAAAUCAAGCUCAAUCAAUGGCAGCCGUGAAAUUUUGAAGAAUGGUUCUUUCAGCAGUGAGAAUAGGCAUGCACAGCUUCAAGAAUUUAUGAGGUCAGGUGAUACAAUAGGACUGUCCUUACAUGCUGCAACUGUGAAGUUAUCUUCUUAUAGAGCAUGGCCAAAUAUGCAUGAUAGUCGAUUUGCUCUUUACAAGUUGCCCAUGCACCCCCCAACAGCAGGUCGAGAAUAUAGUGGCCUAUGGGGAGGCACUUUUGGCUGGCCUCCUGGGAGGCCUACGGAAGACAAGCCUGGAAAGGCUCUGUUCUUUCUUUUGCUCUCUUAUGAAGAAUCCCAAGGGCAACGCCUUCUCAUUGCAACCAAAAUAUUAGAAGGAACCCACUAUGUUCUGCAUCCAAACGGCUCAGCCAUGUUUAUAGUGAAUGUCGAUGAGCCUUCACUAGACCCAUUCCCUUGGGAUAUUGACGAAGAUUUACUUCCCAUUGAAGUCAAGCAUGCUUUUACUGGGGAAGGUAUUGCAAAUGGAUAUGGUUUUAGAUAUCCAGGUUCCAAGCCUGGUUCACUCUUCGUGAUUCAAGAUGAAAUGCUUGCUUUCAUAUGGAAGGAGUCCAGGGCUGUCUUGACCUUGCAGAGGCUUAACUUGCAAGAGCUUCUUAAGAAGGGUGAACGGGUGCCUGCUUUACCUCCAAUUGCCAACUUUUCAUAUUUAACCAAAUCUUACUCAAAUGUGUUUGCUGGCUUCUCAACCACCUCAAAUUGUCCAUCUUCAACAAGAUGAACGACUCAAGACAUUUCAAACACAUUAUGAACCCAAGUUUUGGGUAAGAAUUUGCUGGCACAUGACUCAAUGACUUCACAGAGGCUUUCUUCACUCACAUGAUUGGGUAUUGCGUAGAAAUCACAAAUUCUGAUUGGAUUGAAAGUAAGGCACUUAAUUGAAUCAAAAAGUGUCAACCAGUUCUCAAACAUUGAAACCGUAAUCAAGAAUGGAAAUGCAUAGAAUCACACAGAAGGUGGAUUGUUUUGGGUGAAACAAUUGCCUUCACGAUUAGAGGCUGGAAUUGCGAAGUUUGUGGGAGUAAGUUGAAGUGAACAACUACCGGGCUCGCAAGGAUUUGAGUGCGAACCAGGCAUAAGUCUGAGACUGAGAUACUUAUCUACAAAUCUUAGCAAAGCGAAUUUUGAGCAUUCAGGAAGAAUCAUCUAUAAAAUAUCUCUUGGAUCUUGGAAUGCAGAGUAAAGAUUUGACAAUUAUUGCACAGCCGUCGUUUUGAUUCCUUGUGUAAGAACUGAAUGCUCGUUGGCUGCUGUUGAUAGCUUAGUGAUGAUGGACUUCAUUUAUCAUCGUGAUUCUCAUUGACGAUUUAUUCUCCUAACUGCUUUCAAAAUGUGACACAACUCCUUUCUCCUAGAUGGUGAAGUUUAAGGUGCAGCAGUAAAAAACAGGUGGCCGGCAAACGUGAGAAGUGGCUUUGAGUAUGGGGGUGGCUACACUGCAAAUAAAGAUGAGGGUGGGUUGUAGUACUCAAUCAAACACUCGACCGUGCUGAACCGGGACCAACAAUGGGUAACGAGCUUAGUUUUUUCUUGAUUGAAAUGGCAACUACAUGUUCGGCCUGUUUGAAUUUUGUGUCAAAGAAGCUUGAGAUUUUGAGGGUUUUCAAUUUCUUCUAUUUGAUUUUUUUUUUUUUUUUUUUUUUUUUUUUUUUUUUUUUUUUUUUUUUUGUGUUGUUGUU
Messenger RNA from Cornus florida, 3758 nucleotides. Its product is annotated as F-box protein At5g39450. The record is from RefSeq and is a predicted model, not a curated record. Gene Ontology annotation, molecular function: protein binding. The transcript has 4 exons. Lineage: Eukaryota; Viridiplantae; Streptophyta; Magnoliopsida; Cornales; Cornaceae. Bases 938 to 2800 code for a protein of 620 amino acids.